Aspergillus niger is the source of this 2598-nucleotide messenger RNA. RefSeq lists its product as uncharacterized. NCBI's taxonomy places the organism in Eukaryota, Fungi, Ascomycota, Eurotiomycetes, Eurotiales, Aspergillaceae. The coding region runs from base 1 to 2598 and encodes 865 amino acids. Gene Ontology annotation, molecular function: hydrolase activity, hydrolyzing O-glycosyl compounds; carbohydrate binding. Gene Ontology annotation, biological process: carbohydrate metabolic process. The transcript has 7 exons. The record is from RefSeq and is a predicted model, not a curated record.
AUGUUGGGGUCUUUGCUUUUACUCUUACCCCUUGUGGGCGCUGCUGUCAUUGGACCCAGGGCAAACAGUCAGAGUUGCCCAGGGUAUAAGGCGUCCAACGUCCAAAAGCAGGCUAGGUCACUGACUGCGGAUCUGACUCUAGCUGGUACGCCUUGUAAUAGCUAUGGCAAGGAUUUGGAAGACCUCAAGCUGCUUGUGGAAUAUCAGACUGAUGAACGGUUACAUGUUAUGAUCUACGAUGCCGACGAGGAAGUCUAUCAAGUUCCUGAAUCAGUCCUUCCUCGCGUGGGUAGUGACGAGGACUCUGAGGACAGUGUUUUGGAAUUUGACUAUGUGGAAGAACCGUUUUCAUUCACCAUCUCCAAGGGAGAUGAGGUCCUGUUUGACUCUUCGGCAUCACCACUAGUUUUUCAGUCGCAAUAUGUGAACCUUCGCACCUGGUUGCCCGAUGAUCCCUAUGUGUAUGGUCUCGGAGAGCAUUCUGACCCUAUGCGCUUGCCAACAUACAAUUACACGCGGACCCUUUGGAACCGCGACGCGUAUGGCACUCCAAACAACACCAACUUGUACGGUAGUCAUCCUGUCUACUAUGAUCACCGUGGAAAGUCCGGAACUUAUGGAGUCUUCCUGCUGAACUCUAAUGGUAUGGACAUCAAGAUCAACCAAACGACAGAUGGAAAGCAGUACUUGGAAUACAAUCUUCUCGGCGGUGUUCUGGACUUCUACUUCUUCUACGGAGAAGAUCCUAAGCAAGCGAGCAUGGAAUACUCAAAGAUUGUCGGUCUCCCGGCAAUGCAGAGUUACUGGACUUUCGGCGUAUGCCCCCCACCCCCUAAUCCCAUAACAGUCCGAGUUGUGGUCUACAACUACAGCCAGGCAAAGAUUCCUCUGGAGACGAUGUGGACAGAUAUCGACUACAUGGACAAGAGAAGGGUGUUUACCCUUGAUCCUCAGAGGUUCCCGCUCGAAAAGAUGCGGGAGUUGGUAACCUACCUGCACAAUCAUGAUCAGCAUUACAUUGUCAUGGUUGACCCGGCUGUGAGCGUAAGCAAUAACACGGCAUAUAUCACCGGCGUGAGAGACGAUGUUUUCCUUCACAAUCAGAACGGUAGCCUAUACGAGGGUGCUGUUUGGCCUGGUGUCACUGUUUUCCCAGACUGGUUCAAUGAGGGUACUCAGGAUUACUGGACUGCGCAAUUUCAACAGUUCUUUGAUCCCAAGUCCGGAGUCGAUAUUGACGCCCUGUGGAUUGACAUGAACGAAGCCUCCAAUUUCUGCCCUUAUCCUUGUCUGGACCCAGCGGCAUACGCGAUCUCCGCCGACCUCCCACCGGCAGCACCACCUGUUCGGCCAAGCAGCCCGAUCCCACUGCCCGGAUUCCCCGCGGACUUUCAGCCUUCGUCUAAGCGAUCUGUUAAAAGAGCGCAAGGAGAUAAAGGGAAGAAGGUUGGGUUGCCCAAUCGCAACCUCACUGACCCGCCCUACACCAUUCGGAAUGCCGCAGGUGUCCUUAGUAUGAGCACUAUCGAGACGGAUCUCAUUCAUGCGGGUGAAGGGUAUGCCGAGUAUGAUACUCACAAUCUCUAUGGAACAAGGUUAGUGAUGAGCUCUGCUUCCCGCACGGCUAUGCAGGCCCGCCGUCCCGAUGUGAGGCCUUUGGUCAUCACUCGCAGUACGUUUGCAGGCGCUGGAGCACACGUAGGACACUGGCUGGGCGACAACUUUAGCGAUUGGGUUCACUACCGGAUCUCCAUCGCGCAGAUCCUCUCCUUCGCGUCCAUGUUCCAGAUUCCAAUGGUCGGGGCUGACGUGUGUGGGUUUGGUAGCAACACGACGGAGGAAUUGUGUGCCCGAUGGGCGUCACUUGGUGCCUUCUAUACGUUCUACCGCAAUCAUAACGAGCUGGGCGACAUAUCGCAAGAGUUCUACCGCUGGCCUACGGUUGCCGAGUCCGCGCGUAAGGCCAUUGACAUCCGGUACAAGCUCCUCGAUUAUAUCUACACUGCUCUUCACCGGCAAAGCCAGACCGGCGAGCCAUUCCUGCAGCCUCAAUUCUACCUGUACCCUGAGGAUUCGAACACCUUUGCGAACGACCGGCAGUUCUUCUAUGGUGACGCCCUUCUUGUCAGCCCCGUGUUGAAUGAGGGAUCCACCUCAGUCGACGCAUACUUCCCGGACGACAUCUUCUACGAUUGGUACACAGGGGCAGUGGUGCGUGGGCACGGAGAAAACAUCACGCUCAGCAACAUCAACAUCACCCACAUCCCUCUGCACAUCCGCGGUGGAAAUAUCAUACCUGUCAGGACAUCCAGCGGCAUGACAACCACUGAGGUUCGUAAGCAGGGCUUCGAGCUGAUCAUCGCGCCAGACUUGGAUGACACCGCAUCGGGCAGUCUAUAUUUGGAUGAUGGAGACUCGUUGAACCCGUCAUCUGUGACAGAGCUCGAGUUCACGUACAGCAAAGGGGAGUUGCACGUGAAGGGUACAUUCGGACAGAAGGCCGUCCCCAAGGUGGAGAAAUGUACCUUGCUGGGGAAGUCAGCACGGACGUUCAAGGGCUUUGCACUCGAUGCGCCGGUGAACUUUAAGCUGAAGUAG